GGUUUUGUUCUUGAGAGCUAUAUGAAUUGAAGAAAUGGAGGGUUCAGAAUCAGAGGGCAAUAGAAAUGGAGCUCCGGCAGUUUACUGUGUCACCGGAGCCACCGGUUAUAUCGGAUCUUGGUUGGUGAAGACUCUUCUUGAAAGAGGCCACACGGUUCAUGCCACAGUACGCGAUCCUGCCAAGUGUUUGCACCUAUUACCAUUAUGGGCCGGCAGUGACCGGUUGAGAUUACUCCGAGCUGAUUUGGAAGAAGAAGGAAGCUUCGAUGAGGCUGUUAAGGGCUGUGAUGGCGUUUUUCAUGUUGCAGCAUCCAUGCAAUUCAGUGUUCCUGCGGCAGAGAACAGUGAGGGUUAUGUUCAAUUGAAUAUCAUCGACCCUGCAAUCAAAGGAACCUUGGACCUCCUCAAAUCCUGUCUGAAAUCGGGUACCGUGAAUAGAGUUGUGCUAACCUCUUCCAUUAGUACUAUGACUGCCAAAGAUAGCAGUGGCAAUCCAAUCUCUGUAGUUGAUGAAUCUUGCAAAACUCCAGUUGAUCGCGUCUCGGAUGCAAAAGCAAGUGGAUGGGUUUAUGCUCUUUCAAAGAUCCUUACGGAGGAAGCAGCAUUUAGAUUUGCAAGUGAAAAUGGGAUCAAUCUUGUUGCAGUAAUUACAAGUACUGUUGGAGGACCAUUUCUCACUUCCAAUGUUCCAUUAAGCAUUCGAGUUCUUUUGUCACCAUUAACAGGUGACUCUGAGCUCUAUGGGAUCUUAUCUGCUGUAAAUGCAAGAAUGGGAUCAAUUGCUUUAGUUCACAUUGAGGACAUAUGUGAUGCCCACAUUUUUUUGAUGGAGCAUGAUGAAGCAGAAGGUAGAUAUAUAUGUGCUGCCCAAAGUUGUCCAAUGUCUAAGUUGGUUCUUUAUCUAGCUCAGGCAUUUCCUUCCUCAGAUUCAAAGAGCAUUGUGGUGGAGGAAGAACAGAAUAAUCCAGUACCCUCUGAGUUAUCUUCAAAGAAGCUAGGAGAUUUAGGUUUCAAUUACAAGCAUGGAAUAGAAGAUAUUAUUAACCAGUCAGUUUCUUCUUGUCUGGGUUUUGGCCUUCUACCUCGUACGGCAAAAUAACUCUUCAUCAGAAUUAUUUGAACGGAACGUAUAUGACUAUCUUUUUCCUGGUAAGUUUCAAACCUAUAUAUACAGUAUGUCAUCAUCAAUGAAGAGACGAUUUUCAGUGCUCGGAAGCCAUGUGGUUAUAUGCUAUAUCUACAAUCUACAAUAUAGUGCAACAUCCUGUUUUUAAGUUACGAUUUUAGUGUCAGAAGCAAAUUAUU
Molecule: messenger RNA, 1305 nt
Organism: Fragaria vesca subsp. vesca
Lineage: Eukaryota; Viridiplantae; Streptophyta; Magnoliopsida; Rosales; Rosaceae
Product: dihydroflavonol-4-reductase-like
Exons: 6
Coding region: 35-1099 (354 amino acids)
Molecular function (GO): oxidoreductase activity, acting on the CH-OH group of donors, NAD or NADP as acceptor
Source: RefSeq, a predicted model, not a curated record